AUGAACUUAUUUUCAAUAUUCAAUUUGAUACUAUUUACAUUUACAAGUUUAUUUAAACUAGAAGACAUUAAAAGAAUUAAACCAGUUGUGAUAUGGCAUGGUCUCGGUGAUAAUUAUAAUUCAUCAGGUAUACAUCGAGUAAGUGAAAUAAUUAAUGAGAUUUAUCCUAAUACAUUUAUAUAUUCAAUUUAUUUAGAUGAAGAUCCUUCUACUGAUGAACAAAAUUCAUACUUUGGAGAUGCAAAUAUUCAAAUAAGUCAAAUAUGUGCUCAAUUAUCAAAUAUUACUGAAUUAUUUCAUGGUUUUAACAUUAUUGGAUUUUCACAAGGUGGUGUCCUAUCUCGAGGAUUAAUUGAACGCUGUUCUGGGCUUGUUGUUGAAAAUUUCGUCUCUUUUGGAUCUCCUCAUCUUGGAGUAUUAGAAGUUUCGAUCUGUGAAUCUAAUGAUUGGAUAUGCAGACGUAGAAAUCAACUUUUAAAAAGACAAAUAUGGAACGAUAAUAUUCAGAAACAUUUAAUACCCGCUCAAUAUUUUAGAGAUCAUGAAAAAGUAGAAUAUGCAAAAUAUUUAAAGUAUUCUAAUUUAUUAGCUGAUAUAAAUAAUGAAAGAAAAUUUAAGAAUAAAACAUAUGUUGAAAAUAUGAAGAAAUUGAAUAAAUUGAUAUUAGUCAAUUUUUUAAAAGAUACAACAGUUAUACCGAAAGAAAGUUCGAUGUUUUAUGAUUAUGAUAAAGAGAAAGAUAUAGUUAUACCGAUGAUCGAAACUGAAAUCUAUCAAAAGAAUUAUAUCGGUUUGAAGGAUUUAAAUGAAGAGGGAAAAAUAGUGUUUUUGAAUAUUGACGAAGCACACAUGAGAAUAAGUGAUCAGUUUAUACGGGAAUUAUUCAUAAAUUUCUUUUAA
Molecule: messenger RNA, 900 nt
Organism: Insectozyma verbasci
Lineage: Eukaryota; Fungi; Ascomycota; Pichiomycetes; Serinales; Debaryomycetaceae
Source: the annotation of a GenBank genome assembly